AUGAGUGGAAAAGGCAGAUACACGUCGCCCGAGGGAUCCAAAUUCUGGGAAUACUGGGCGGCAUUUGUAUGUAAGAUUUUAUUUAAUUAUGCCUUUAGCAGCUCGAUGCAAGGAUUUUGUGUGGGAUGCAUACUAGGAUGGACCUCGCCAACUCUGGUAAUAUUAUUAAAGCCCGACUCACCGAUUCCUAUCAACCAUGGAGAUGCCUCAACAAUUGCCUCCUCAUCAACAAUCGGGCAUUUGAUAGCGGCUUUAAUCAGCAAACAGAUGAUUGAACGAGUGGGCCGAAAGAACUCGAUGUUUUUGGGUGGAUUACCACUAAUAAUCUGCUGGUCAUUAACAUGCUUUGCGCACAAUGUUUCGUUGCUAAUAGUUGCAAGACUGCUGGCUGGUGUAGCGUUGGGCGUAGUUUUUGGUGUCACUCCACUUUAUCUUGGUGAAAUAGCCUCAGUUGAAAUACGUGGAAUAAUUGGCUCAACAAUGGGUGUCAUGAUUAAUUUGGGAAUACUCUUUGCGUUUAUAGUGAUACCAUAUUUGAGCAUUGCAAUGGCAGCUGUUGUGUUUUUGGUUAUUUCUUUGGGUGUUGAAAUAGCUAUUUAUUUCAUACCCGAGUCUCCGUAUUUUUUGGUGGCUAAAUCCCAGGAAUCAGAGGCCGAAAUGGUGUUAGAAAAAUUACGAGGAAAGCUUGACGUCUCCGAGGAAUUGAUGCUGAUUAAAAGUUUGAUUAAUGAAACUGGAGCUGAACAAAAAGAUGUUGGACUAAUCGAAUCAUUAAAUUUGUUAUUUAGAGUUAAGAGUAACUUACGGUCUUUUGCUAUUAUUAAUCUUCUUGUUAUUUCCUUGUAUUUAGGGGGAUUAGUCAGUAUUGUUGUCUACGGAAAUAUUAUUUUCCAGGCAGCUGGCAAUUCAAUUAGUGACCAUAUUGCCAUCAUCCUUAUAGCAAUCACCCAAGUUAUUGCAUCGAUUAUAUCAAGCUUUAUUAUCGACCAUACAGGCAGAAAACCCCUUAUUUUCGGAGCUGGUGCUGCUCUCGGCAUAUGUAAUUUUGUUAUCGGAGGGUAUUUCUUUUUAAUAGAAUACACUGGCAGGGAUGAAGUUAUGCAGUACAGCUUUGUGCCACUUAUCGCAGCUAUAGUCCUGGUAUUCGCGUCUAAUAUUGGUGUCACCAAUGUUCAGUCAAUUUUAACAGGGGAAAUCCUUGCUUCUAAUGUUAAAGGUAUCGCCAGUGGACUCAGUAAUAUAUUUUCGAGCUUAGUUGCUUUGGUUACUAUCAAAAUGUACCAAGUUCUGGCGGCGAAUCUAGGACAUUCGAUACCCUUCUUGGGUUUUUCUGUGAUUGUAACGAGUGUCACCAUUAUUUUGAUGAUCAUUACGCCGGAGACUAAAGGCAGAACUUUUUCGGAAAUACAGCAGCUGCUUGUAAAAAGAAAGUGA
This is a messenger RNA of Cotesia congregata, 1434 nucleotides long. The record is from the annotation of a GenBank genome assembly. NCBI's taxonomy places the organism in Eukaryota, Metazoa, Arthropoda, Insecta, Hymenoptera, Braconidae.